CUGCGCUUCCCAGGCCGGCUGCUCUGGGCGAUGCCGGUGAGAAAGCGCGAGAGUCAAAGGUGAACAGCCCCGGCUGACCUCCAAAGCGCCAAAUCCAGAAUGACUCGGUCAUCCCGUGGAGUAGAUCUGAGUUCUUUAAAUGGCGAGGAAGCUCGGCAGAUCCUCAAGGUGUUGGAGCGGGACUCGCAACUCAAAAGAGCAGAGAGAGAAAGGCUGAGCAAACUUCAAAAGAAAAAGGAAGAUAUAACAGGGCUUCCGGGAAUGACAGGAGAAUGGUUUGAAGAUACACAGAAGAGAACAUUUCAAAGCAACCCUGAUGUCAGCAGAAUGCUGAAACAACCACUAGCUCACCAAUUGAAAAAGGCCAUGGGAAACAAUUCUGCAACCACAAAGGGCUCUGCUUUGCAAGUCCCACAAGCCCAGAAGCAUGGAGCCACUUCCAUCCUAGAAGGCCUGAGAACACCAUUUGCUUCUCUGUUUUUGUCCUUCAAGAAAUCCAAGAAGCAGCAUUUGAAACCUCCUCAAAAGCAGCAGCAGAACUCUUUACGAUAUGACCACUUGACCACAGGUGUCCACACAUCUUUCAGAGCAGAGGAAAUGGCAACGGCCCAGACAUGCAACUCUUCUUUGCUCUCUGAACCAACAAAUAAAUGUCUUGAUGCAAACACAGCUGUUAUGAUGGACAACACGUCAACAUGGAAUGAGGAGCUGGAAAAUGAACUUUUAAAAGUUUUGGACAGUCUGGAUAACCAGCUGGCACAGGAACAAUCUCAAGAUACUAUGAAUAGAAGGACUCCAACUGACUAUGGCUCUACAGUGCCAGAAAUCCAUCAGCAUUCCGUUGUUAUGCGACCAAAUUUCCUUGGAGAAGUACAGAGAAAUGACCACAACUUGUUUUUACCAGAUAGAACAAGGACGUUGAGAGGCAGAGAUAAAUACAACACUUUCUUCAGACCAAGGAGGCUUUAUGAUACAUACAUAAAGCAGCAUCACACAGAAAAGUGCACAUAUGGAGAUUUGUAUGACAAAAGAUCUUCUGUUUUGAAGAGAGGAUAUUCUACUUGUUCUCUUGGACAUUCUUCAGAAUAUAGUUUGGAAUUUCCAUCAGGAUCACACAGUAGUGGAUUUGGUCCUAAAAACUUCAUGUCCAAGGAUACAAUGGGCAGAAGUUUCUCUUUGUCUUGCCUUACAAGGCGCUCAUCUUUGAUGUCUGCUGACAAGUUUUCCACCAGUAGCUUACAACAUGGUUUGGAAAGCAAUAUGGACUUCACAGAAGCAACCUUUCGGCGUCAUUCCAGACGGACCCCUCUGUCAUCUAUUGUAUGGAAUAUGCCAAAGUCUCCUAGGCAUUCGGUACAUCCAGACAGACUUCGUAGAACACAGUCAUUAACAGAAUUUAACUCCGAGUUUGAGGACUUACAUCCUUGUUCUCCAGCGGAGAAUACAAGAUACAAGUUUUAUAGGUCAAAAAUGAAUUACAGAAAAGUAGUACCAAAUACAAGCCAUUCCUUAUUCACUGAUAGAGGUAUAGAUCCUCUGUGUUUUGACAAUCGGGAGAAUCAUGUGUCACAUCCACUGAAAAAUAUUUCAAAAUCAUGUUACAGGUACCCAUCAUUUCAUGAUAAAAUGAAUCUGCCCCCAAACAAUUUUCCUCUUGGAAGAACAGAGGAGUACCUUUUUAGACGUAAUAACCACCAGUAUUUCAGUGAUGCUUACCACGUCCCUAAUGUAAACUUUGAACAGCUUCCAACUAAUCUGAGUGACCAGCAAAGCAACUAUGGGGAAAAAAAAGACGUAUGGCAAAGUGAGCCUGUGCAUAACCGUGCCUCAGAAUACACAAGGACUAGGGAUCAUCCAGGAAGAGGAAUCAACAAUUUUUUUUUAAAGCGUGCAAAAGGCAUGCAAAAAUGCCCAACAUAUGUCUCAGCUCCUUUGGGGAACCCAACCGAAAAUGCAGCACCAAGUCGAAGUCAGUUUAGUGGAGAUAGUCAAGCUCCUUCAAAGACGUUUGUUAAAUCCUUUCAAACCAAGAAAAAUUCCAAAAUACUAGGCAUGGAAGAGGGGAGUGGUGCUGAUCAGUCAGACAAAGUGGAUAGGAUGGACAUAAAAAAACCAAUAUUAAGUCAAGUGUUUGGACAAGUAAAUGCAAAUAAUCCAACAGAAUUCCAGGUGUCUCCAUCUACAGUCUCUUCUCCAGCUACCCCUCCUGUGAGCUCAUCCCUCCAGCCACCUUUUAUAUUAAAUUCAAAAAGGCAAGCCAAAGCAAAUUCCUUAAGACGCAUUGAAAACAUUUGCUUAUCAAAUAUUCGCAGUAGAAAUGGCCAAAGAAAUGAAGAUAACUGGGCUGAAAGCAAUAGUGUAGAGCAAGCACAUGCCCCACACCUGAUUGCUAAUCCUUCAAAGCUAUCAAAAAGUUACCCACGAGAAGAACAUCAGUUGGAAGCUUUGAAAGAAUUUAAUUCUAACAAGUUGUUAAACAGAACCUAUUUACCUGUUUUCAGUGAAGACCCCAAAGGACUUCCGAACAAUGAAUUCCCAGUUUCUAAUGCUGAAACACUCCCUAAACCGAAUAGAUUUGUUAGAUAUACAUCUAGUAAUAGUAUUAGUGGCUCACCCAGCAGCAGCCCUCUCAAAUCUCCUAUGACGUAUAAAACAUUACAUCGAAAAUCAACUAGUAUUGAUGGCAGUGAUCUAUCUAAAAAACGCAUCUCUCCACCUACAAGGAAAAUCCCUUUCAGAAAUAAGAGGAUGGUGGGGGAUAAUUCAGAAGCACGUGUAUCAGACAGAAUUGGGAAUAUUUAUUCAAGUAAGGGGGAUAAAAGCUCUUUGCUCAGCUUAUCCUGCUCAUCCUUAAACAUGUCACCCAAAGAAAUGGCUGAUGAGAAAAAUAAACAAAUUAAACAUUACCACAUGCGGUUAACUCAAGUUCCUAACUGUCCAUCAGGGGCUCCUAAUAUAAUUGGCAGCAAACAGAAAAAAGGAGAUGACAUGCUUGUUGCAGAGAAAAAUGCAAUUUCUGUUCUUUCUGAGAAGGAGAAAUCAGAGGCAGGAAAUCCUUUAAAGCAAUAUAAAACCACCAGCACAUUGACAGUUAGCAUAGAGGAAGAUAAUGUAAAGUACCAUGAACUGGUUUCGGUUUAUUAUACCUUACCACAGAAACACUCAAAAACGUUGUGCAAUGUCUUUCUAGGGGAUGCCAAAAAGACAGAUUCAUCCUCAUCCCCAGAAAAAUCUCAGGCCCCUCAAAAGGAGUAUGAAGUUCGUGUCCGUAUGGCAACAGUAGCUUUUCCAUCUAGCUUAGAAAAAGGAGAAAAAAAUAUUUCUCCUGACAAAAUGCCUACUCCUCCUGAUCUACAACGGGAUUCAAAAAAUGCAGGCGAUGCUGUUGAAGAUCUCCAAGUUCCAAAUCCCAUUGUGGGAACAGCAGGCCCUUCUCAGGCACAAUGUACAAGGCAUAACAGAGAAGAAAUAAUUGGACUGGGAGCAGAAGAUCUAGCACUUGCAUUUUCCAACAGGCCCACUGUAGAUGGUUCUUCAGGUGACCCCAAACACAGCAGAAUAGAGGCUGAAACAGUUGACACUGUUACUAAUACAUUGCCCAACCUGCGUAUUGGCAGGGACUCUUCUCCACGGGCAGAAGCAUCAAAACUUGAUAAAAACUUACAUCUUAACUCGUUGAACUCCAAAAGUACCAAAACAUCUUUAGGGAAUAUUUCUGCAGUUUCUUCUGCAAUAAAUGUUCAAAAAGGGAGUCUCUGUUAUAGUCAGCCAUCUGCUGAAACAUCUGCAAGCGUUCCCUCUUCCAAUUUAACUGACAUUAUUCAGGACGGAAAAUCCACUGCAUAUCCAGAAGUCAGCACCCCAGUAAGUGCCAGUAAAGAAAAAAACAGAAAUGCUGCAGAGGUCAAAGAAAGCGCUCGUUAUAUCUGCCGCAUUAUUUCUGAAAGGGGACAUGGGUUUCAGCCAAGAAAUGAAAGUGUCAGAAAAGAAGCAUCCAUUUCAAAGAUCAAGGUGCAUUCAGAUCUCCAGAAUUCAACACUGCCAGGGGAUGCAGCUUUUUCAGUUAAUCCAGUUAUUCAACCAAAAGGGAAUGUGGUGGAAUGUUCAAAACCUCAACAGCAGGAGAUGCCUCAAAAUCCUCUGCUCCACAAAGUUUGCACAAAUUCACAGAGAUCUGAAAGAAUCUGUGUGGAUAAUCAGAACCUUUGCUUUAAGGAUCAGCAUUCAGGUAUUACACAGGACCUGCCUGAGCAUUCACUACCUGAAAACAAGCUUGUCUUAGAUUGCAUUAAAGAUAAAGUUAGUGAUAUAGAAAAAAGAAAAAACAGGUCCUCAAUUAAAAACAAACUGGCAGCCAUGUAUAGAACAAGUCGAAAGUUUUCUAGUAAGAAAAGCUCAAGUCCCAAGCCACACAUAAGUUGCAUAUUUUCACAAAAUGAUGCAAUUUCAUUAGAUAACAGCAGCCCUCAUCCCAUGUUGAUUUCACCUGAUGAUUCCCAGCAAACAGGGAAUGAGAAUCAGAAUCAGACUUCUCUACCUGGUGAAUUUGUUAUUGCAAGGCUCAGUAAGGUUGAAAAUAAGAAAUUGCAAACUAAUGAAGACAGGAGGCCUUUUACAAACUUGUGCAACCAGAAAAGAGAACAUUCUGGGCAAAGUGAUAAAAAUAUAAAGACCAUCCAAAAUUCCACCAUCUUAUUUCCAAAAUCAAUUAUGCCUGUGCUAAACAACAAUUUGCAGACUGGUAGUAAAGUUUUAGAAAAUAACAACCAUCCCAUUUUCUCCAAAUGCACUGUUACGGAUUCUUACCCCAAAAAAAGAGUUCACAGUAAUGUCAGUGAGCCUUCAUCUUUUCCACUUUUAUCUGAUAAACAUUCAUAUAUUAAAAAUGAUUCAAAGGCAAGUAUUUAUCCACUGCAAAAAUUGACUUCACAAGCAGAAUGCAUUGAUUAUCAAGAUAAUGAGCAGUCAGACAUUUUUAAAAAUGCAAGCCAACCCUUUAUCAAGCCAGUUCUAAAUCUCAGCAAAACCCAGCGUGAAAGACAUUUUUCUGAAUGUUCCUAUACACAAAAACUCCAUGAUCACCUGACCCCGAAAAGCAGCUUGACACAGCCUGGAUACAAUCGGAAGUUCAAGUCCUAUUCUGAACUGUUAUCCUGUGAUGAAAAUGAGAACUGGGACACGUACAACGAGAAUAAUAGGAACUUUGGUUCACGACGUAUCAUGUACCCAUCAAUUGAAUUUGGCAUUUUUGGAAAAGAACAACAGCAGGCUUUCUUGGAUAACAUAAAGAGGUCACUCACAGAAGGACGGUUGUGGAAUCCAUGUCUUUUAAAGAACCGCAGGUCUAUUCCAAGGGAAGAUGGGUAUUCCUUAAGUGGGCUGGAGCUGUUGAAAUCAAGCGCUGCAGAACAGUUCCCAAAUGAACCUCUUGAUUUCCAUGAAGAAGCCUCUGCAUAUUCUUCAGAUUCUGACUCUGACACCACCACAGAUGACGAAUAUUAUCUGCAUGAGUAUGAGAAAGAAUCAGAACUUUGAGGAGCUCAAAUAUGUAGAAAGCAACUACCUGCUUGCUGACUUGUUGGUUGGUAGCUUAUAAAAUAGUAGGGACUGAAAACUUGAGUAGAUUUCUGUAAAUUCGCUAAUUUGAUCUCAGACUAAAUUGACAUACUGCACUAAACAAGCCUUCCACAAUUUUGGCACUUCAUAAAUAUGUGGACUCCUAGAAUUCUAAGAAAUGUGAAUAAAAGUGGGGAAUUCUUGGAAUUAAGGUCCACAUAUUUGGAGAAUGCCCAUGUUCUAGAAGCUGCGUGAAGACGUAACGUAUUUGGUUUUAGGCUAGGGUACUGUGUGAACUCAGUCACUGUGGCUUAUAAACUGUGGUGUACUGUUUUAUGUGUUGUUUAAAUCCAACCAAUUGUGGUUUAUUCAAUAAACCAUGGUGAAGUAAGCCAUAACUUAGAAUUAUGUGAACCUAGCCAUUGUAGUGUUCAGCUCAAAAAUGUCAGAAUUUGUUUCUAACAGGGAAAAUCACCAUAAAUUUGAAUUUCUAAUGGCAGUGGAAAAAAUAAAGGAAUUGUCCUACUGGUGCUCAAAUGGGGUUGCCAGCUUUUGCUGGGCAGUUUCCUGUAUCAUUCAUACUCUUCUUAUAAGCAGAAUGAACUUUGGCACAUACUGUAAUCAUAAUCAUAACACGGCUGCUUUCAUCAGCAAUUGAAUGUUCGCACUUAACUCAUCUGUGGCCCUUCUGUGUUUCAACAACCCUAAACUUUCUUCAUCAGUAAGCUUUAGGGAAAAAAAAAAAGAAGAUUGAGAAUAUGUGUUUAUUUAAUAUCCUAUCUGAGCAUAUGCCCCUUUAUCUGGAAACCGUGUGUGUGUCUGUGUGUGUGUGUGUGUUAGAAACCCCAUUAAGAUGAAAGGAUCUACUUCACUGAGGUAGCUAUCCUUAAGUUUCAAAUCAUGCUGAAGCUAUUGCAAGAGACUCUAAUUCAAAACAGUGAAAUUUUGAAGUGCUGAGUGUUCACUGAUUUCUGCUUUAGUUUUUAAAAUCAGUCUAUCGACAUGGUAUGUAAAAUUCAUUAUUUUGAAAUGCUUAAUACUUCGUUAAAGAAGUAGAUGUAUGAAUUGAAUGUACAGUAUGCUUUUAAAUAUUAGUUUAGUAUGGCUGUUACACUUGAAAUUACUAAUAAACUAUAUAUUUAUAUUUUGGUUCAUGUACAUGAAACUAUUCCAGUAAGAUUCUAAUUAUACUUAAUUAUCUGUACAUGUAAAAAUACAUUCUUUAAAUGUGAAUUCUUUGGGGGAAAAAAAGUCUGUGCAUAGGAGGCAUAUGGCCUAAUUAACCUGUAUAGCCUUUUGUACUGUAAAAAGACUUUGGAAUAAGA
This is a messenger RNA of Candoia aspera, 6881 nucleotides long. RefSeq names its product exophilin 5 (gene EXPH5). The record is from RefSeq and is a predicted model, not a curated record. Bases 100 to 5535 code for a protein of 1811 amino acids. NCBI's taxonomy places the organism in Eukaryota, Metazoa, Chordata, Lepidosauria, Squamata, Candoiidae. Gene Ontology annotation, molecular function: small GTPase binding. The transcript is spliced from 6 exons. Gene Ontology annotation, biological process: intracellular protein transport.